Molecule: messenger RNA, 1665 nt
Organism: Falco peregrinus (peregrine falcon)
Lineage: Eukaryota; Metazoa; Chordata; Aves; Falconiformes; Falconidae
Gene: HDAC8
Product: histone deacetylase 8
Exons: 11
Coding region: 51-1154 (367 amino acids)
Molecular function (GO): histone deacetylase activity
Source: RefSeq, a predicted model, not a curated record
GCGUGCCCCGCGCGGGCGGCUGUGCCGGGCGUCCCGGCGUGGCGGCCUCGAUGGCGGCGGCGCCGCCGGUCUAUGUGUACAGCCCGGAGUACGUGGCCCUCUGCGACUCCCUCUGCAAAGUGCCCAAGCGGGCCAGUAUGGUACAUUCGUUGAUUGAAGCAUAUUCCUUACUUGACCAGAUGAAGAUAGUCAAGCCAAAAGUGGCCUCCAUGGAGGAGAUGGCGAGCUUCCACACAGAUGCCUACCUGCAGCACCUGCAGAAGGUCAGUGAGGAGGGGGAUGAUGACCAUCCGGAGUCUGUGGAGUAUGGACUGGGUUAUGACUGUCCAGCUACUGAAGGGAUCUUUGAGUAUGCAGCAGCUGUGGGAGGAGCCACCAUCACCGCAGCCCAAUGCCUGCUGGACGGCAAGUGCAAGGUAGCAAUUAACUGGCCUGGAGGGUGGCAUCAUGCAAAGAAAGAUGAAGCUUCUGGCUUCUGUUACCUGAAUGAUGCUGUCUUGGGGAUUCUGAGGCUACGCCAGAAAUUUGACCGUGUCCUUUAUAUCGAUUUGGAUUUGCAUCAUGGGGAUGGUGUUGAAGAUGCCUUUAGUUUUACUUCAAAAGUCAUGACUGUUUCGCUCCACAAGUUUUCACCAGGAUUUUUCCCAGGCACAGGUGAUGUGACAGAUGUUGGUCUGGGGAAAGGUCGCUAUUACAGCGUGAAUGUACCUAUUCAAGAUGGCAUUCAGGAUGAGAAAUAUUACCAGAUCUGUGAAACCGUGCUGAAGGAGGUGUAUGCUGCGUUCAACCCAGAUGCAGUUGUGCUGCAGCUCGGGGCAGACACCAUCGCUGGAGAUCCCAUGUGCUCUUUCAACAUGACACCCGAGGGAGUGAGCAAGUGCCUGAAGUAUGUCCUGCAGUGGCAGCUAGCAACUCUCAUCCUGGGAGGAGGAGGCUACAACCUUGCCAACACAGCUCGCUGCUGGACAUACUUGACUGGGGUCAUCCUUGGGAGAACGCUGUCCUCUGAGAUCCCUGAUCACGAGUUCUUCACAGAGUAUGGUCCUGAUUAUGUGCUGGAGAUCACACCGAGCUGCAGACCAGACCGCAACGAACCACAGAGAAUUCAAGAAAUUCUUAACACUAUCAAAGGGAAUCUGAAGCAUGUUGUUUAGUGGAGAAGAAAGGCUCAGGUUUCCACAAGAGCAUUUCCGGUGGGGAAGACAGUGUGUUUAUGUGAGCAGCUGGUGAAUCUUGUGGCUGCAGGGGAAAUUUGGAAGAAAUUACUGUUGGUUGGUUGAUUUUUUUCAAGAAGAAAAGCUGCUGCGCACCACAAGCACCGUGGCUUUACCCAGGCAGGAGCGUGGGCCCUUCAGCCACAGCCUUCCAGUGGCAGCAGAGCCUCCCUUGCUCCUUCCUCUUAACACCACAGAGUUUAUUCUCACAACUGGUUUUAAAUGUUUUUUAAGAGAGGGACUUCUUGGAGCUGUGAACCUUCCCCAGCUGGAGCCCAGUGCCACAUUGGCUUUCUGGCAGGAGCACAGCCUCUGAGCUGCCCACCUGGGGAGCAGUGCUGAGGACCAUCCAGGGCCUGAGACAUGGGCUGUGCCUCACAGUCACAGAAAGGCACAGCCAUUGUGCUUCUAACUGGGAUUUUUUAAAAAAAAUAAAGUAUCUGAAAUACUC